Molecule: messenger RNA, 1928 nt
Organism: Umbelopsis ramanniana AG
Lineage: Eukaryota; Fungi; Mucoromycota; Umbelopsidomycetes; Umbelopsidales; Umbelopsidaceae
Exons: 9
Coding region: 26-1843 (605 amino acids)
Molecular function (GO): metalloaminopeptidase activity
Source: RefSeq, a predicted model, not a curated record
UUCACAGACCGUGCGAAUCUUGAAUAUGGUUGUCCGCACCAGCGAUCGUCUUCAGAAGGCAAGACACUUCCUUAAAGCCAAUAACGUUCAAGCAUUCUUCGUCCCCUCUGAGGAUGCUCAUCAGAGCGAGUACAUUGCAGAUUGCGACAAGCGUCGUCACUGGAUCUCUGGAUUCACUGGAUCCGCAGGUUGUGCUGUAGUUUCUGAAAAGGAGGCAGCUUUGUUCACCGAUGGUCGCUAUUUCUUGCAAGCAUCGCAACAAUUGGAUGAAAACUGGACGCUUAUGAAGCAAGGUUUACCUAAGGUGCCUACGUGGCAAGAAUAUCUCGUAAAAAAUCUACCGGCUAAAUCACGAAUUGGAGUCGACCCCACAUUGAUUACCGCCAGCGACGCUUCUUCCUUGGAAUAUGAACUGCAAUCUGUGGGCUCUGUCCUUGUUCCGCUUGAAAAGAACAUUGUCGAUCUUGCUUGGGGUGCAGAGAGACCUGCUCCCCCCACGGACCCCGUCAUUGUUCAGCCUAUUGAAUAUGCAGGUGUUAGCCAUACUGAUAAGCUAGCAUCACUUCGCAAGGAUCUCGAAGCGAAGAAGAUUUAUGGUACUGUCAUCUCAGCCUUGGACGAAGUUGCAUGGCUUUUCAAUCUUAGAGGUUCCGACGUUGAAUGCAAUCCUGUGUUCUUCUCAUACGCUAUUGUCACUCUUGAUCAAACUACUCUGUACGUCGAUCAUGCUAAGCUUGGCAAUGACGUCUUAAAACAUUUGGGUGACCAGGUCUCCAUCAAGCCAUAUAACGAUUUCUUCCUUGAUCUUAAGAACAUGGCUGCAACAUUGAACAGCGAGAACAAAAAGCUUCUCAUCAACUCAAAGACAAGUUUGGCUGUAGAGGUUGCUAUCCAAAAGCAAAAUACCUUGAUGGACAGAUCUUUGGUUAAUGAUGCUAAGGCUAUCAAAAAUUCCACCGAAUUGGAAGGUAUGCGACAAUGCCAUCUUCGUGAUGCAGCUGCUCUCUGCCACUAUUUUGCAUGGCUUGAGGAUCAGCUUGGACAAGGCAAGCAGUUAUCUGAAGUCGAGGCUGCAGAUUACCUCGAGAAUCUUCGCCGCCAACAAAAGGACUUUGUUGGACUUUCUUUUGAUACCAUUUCCUCCACUGGACCAAACGGCGCUAUCAUUCACUACAAGCCUGAGCCUGAAUCGUGCAAGAUAAUUGAUCCUAAGCUCAUUUACCUUUGCGAUUCUGGAGGUCAAUACAGAGACGGUACUACAGAUGUUACAAGAACCUAUCACUUUGGUCAACCCAACGAUUAUGAGAAGAGAUGCUUCACCAGAGUCCUUCAAGGUCAUAUUGCUAUUGACCGUUGUGUCUUCCCACUUGGCACAACAGGCUACCUCCUCGAUCCUUUUGCCAGACACGCAUUGUGGAGAGAUGGUUUAGACUUCCGUCAUGGAACCGGCCACGGUGUCGGUGCCUUUUUGAAUGUGCACGAAGGUCCCCACGGUAUUGGAACUCGUACCAGCUAUAAUGACAGCCCCUUUGCAGAAGGCAUGACGGUCACCAACGAACCUGGAUAUUACGAAGACGGAAAGUUUGGAAUUCGUAUUGAGAACGUCCUGCUUGUCCGUAAAGCGGACACGCCACAUAACUUUGGUAACCGCGGCUACUUAGGCUUUGAGCAUGUCACUUUGGUUCCCAUUGGUAACAAGCUCAUCGACCAAAACCUACUCUCCCCUGAAGAAAAGCAAUGGGUCAACGAGUAUCAUGUUGAGUGCCUCGAGAAGGUUGGUGCUUUGCUUUCCAAGGAUAGCCCUGGCUACAAGUGGUUGGCAAAGGAGACUGCUGCCAUUUAAUCCUUUGUCAAUAAUUUUUACCGUAUGAAAUUUGGGGAAAUAAAAUUGCUGGCAAGUGGCGGUCAGCGACUUUUUGUACAAAUUA